Messenger RNA from Funneliformis mosseae, 462 nucleotides. NCBI's taxonomy places the organism in Eukaryota, Fungi, Glomeromycota, Glomeromycetes, Glomerales, Glomeraceae. The record is from the annotation of a GenBank genome assembly.
AUGGGUGCAAUACUUAGUCGAAUGUUGGGAAGGUUGUGGGGUGAAAAAGAAGUGCGAAUACUUAUUUUAGGUUUAGACGGCGCUGCCAUUGGAUUUAAUGUAGAAACUGUAACAUAUAAAAAUAUUAAAUUUCAAGUAUGGGAUCUAGGAGGUCAAACAAGUAUAAGGCCCUAUUGGCGGUGUUAUUAUGCAAACACCGAUGCUGUCAUAUACGUCGUAGAUUCUGUAGAUCGUGAUCGUAUGGGCACUUCAAAAGAGGAACUUCACGCAAUGCUUGAUGAAGAAGAAUUACGGGAUGCCGCAUUAUUAGUUUUUGCCAAUAAACAAGAUAUGGGAGGAGCGAUGACUGCAGCGGAAGUAUCAGAUGCGCUAGGUUUAGGUACAUUAAAGAAUAGACAAUGGAGUAUUUAUAAAACAAGUGCUGUAAAAGGCUAUGGUCUAACAGAAGGAUUAGAUUGGUGA